Messenger RNA from Paramecium octaurelia, 271 nucleotides. Lineage: Eukaryota; Ciliophora; Oligohymenophorea; Peniculida; Parameciidae. The record is from the annotation of a GenBank genome assembly.
AUUAAUGAAAAGGUAAAAAUAGUGUAAACUUAUGACAGAAAGGAAGAUUUGUAUGAGUUAUUGGCAUAGACUAAGAAUAUUGUUGGAUCAUACCUUAAUGAAGUAUUGGAAAGUUUUAAGAAAGAAAAAGUAAUAGAUUGCCUUCAAUAUCUUUCAAAUAAAAGCAAUGAAUAAUCUGAGUUGUGGUAUAUUCACGAAAUUCUAAAAAUCUAAGUGAAUUUGACUUUUAUAAAGAGAAUUAUUCAAAAGAAGAUUUUAAAUUAAGGAGAUA